AUGUCCCACCCAACAAUUGGUGGUGCCACUGCCACCAACAUAGCCAAUGGUGUCACCACCGUGGACUGCCAGAAGCAAGUCCGGUCAUGGAGGCUUCUACGCUCUCUCAUGGAGCUCCUUAUCCCUAGCUGCAACUGCACCUUUAUAGAAGAACAAGACCAAGAUAUCAAACAAGAAAACUUCGUCCAAAACUACAAUAAUAAUCCACACCCAACCUUCACUUCUUCUUCCACAAUCAUCAUUGGCACCAUAUUUGGCUAUCGCCGUGGGAAAGUUAGCCUUUGCAUACAAACCAACUCCAACUCCUCCAACCCAAUUCUCCUCCUAGAAUUGGCUGUUCCCACAACAACUUUAGCUAGAGAAAUGCAAGGAGGUAUUCUUCGAAUUGCGCUGGAGUGUGCCACACCAACAUAUUUUACGGGUUCUUGCUCUCUUUUGUCCAUGCCAGUGUGGACUAUGUACUGUAAUGGGAGGAAAGUUGGGUACGCAAUUAAGAGACAGCCUUGCAAGUCUGAUUUGGAUGCACUUAGGCUAAUGAGUGAGGUUGUUGUGGGUGCUGGCAUGAUUAAUGGGAAGGAGCUUAAUUGCGAAGAUGAGCUACUGUACCUUAGGUCCAACUUUGAGAGAGUUUGUGGGUCAGCUAAUUCUGAGUCCUUUCAUUUGAUUGAUCCAGAUGGAAGCAUUGGACAGGAGCUAAGUAUUUUCCUUUUUCGCUCAAGCUGACCUAUUCUUAAUUAGCUAGCCCAUUAAAUUGAUAACUCCAAGUUUUAUGGAGAUGGUUUAUGAUCGAUCCAGCUUUAUUAUUACCCUCACCUUUUUA
This is a messenger RNA of Quercus lobata, 820 nucleotides long. RefSeq names its product protein MIZU-KUSSEI 1-like. Gene Ontology annotation, biological process: hydrotropism. The coding region runs from base 1 to 723 and encodes 240 amino acids. The record is from RefSeq and is a predicted model, not a curated record. The transcript has a single exon. Lineage: Eukaryota; Viridiplantae; Streptophyta; Magnoliopsida; Fagales; Fagaceae.